UAGCGAAAACCGGACCCCCCCUUACUGAAUGGUAUCGCCCCCUGAAAGACCGCGCGUGCCUGCACCACGUGACCACCUUCUGACAUUCGCCGGUAGCGAGGACAGACAGACGACAGAAAACUCCUAUUUCCUUGUUUUUUACUGCAAGAAAGCGCCGACGAAGUACUGAACCAAGAUGUCUGCCGGAAAAGCCAAACUCCAGCACCCAGCUCCGAACUUCGAGAGCACAGCCGUGCUACCCUCUGGGGAGUUCGGUACCAUCAAAUUGUCCGACUACAAAGGAAAGUACCUGAUCAUCUUCUUCUACCCCAUGGACUUCACGUUUGUGUGUCCGACAGAAAUCAUCGCCUUCAGCGACCGCGUGGAGGAGUUUAAAAAGAUCAAUUGCGAGGUGUUGGCGUGUUCCACAGACUCCCAGUUCUCCCACUUGGCAUGGACAAACACCCCCAGAAAGCAAGGUGGACUGGGCCAGAUGAAAAUCCCACUUAUGGCAGACAAAGCCAUGACCAUCUCCCGAGACUAUGGAGUGUUGAUGGAAGACGCGGGCAUUGCAUUCCGUGGUUUGUUCAUCAUUGACGACAAGGGUACGCUGCGCCAGAUCACGAUCAAUGACCUGCCGGUCGGGCGUUCAGUUGACGAGACCCUGCGUCUGGUACAGGCCUUCCAGUUCACAGACAAGCAUGGGGAAGUGUGCCCUGCUGGAUGGAAGCCUGGCGCUGACACCAUCAAACCUGACGUAAAGGACAGCAAAGAAUAUUUCUCCAAGCAGUAGUUCACUAACACGUGGACAACCGAAAUCUCCAAGCAGAUAUUGGGUGAAAGAUCACAGUUGGGCUUCUCUGUCAGCCCCUCAAAUAACUCAUCUUUCACCCCAACAUCUGCUUGAAGAUUUGACAACCAUUGUCUUAACUUUCUAGACAAGAUCCUGCUGAAAUGUGUUUGUACAUCUCUUAAUAAAGCAGAAUUCUUAAUUCUAAAGAUAAUUAUCAAGAUCCUAUGUUGAAUGAUCAGAGUAUCGUAUUCUGUUUUUGGUUGUUUUGGUUGUUGUGUUCAUGUAUGUGCACUUUUUCAUGUUAUCUAUUCUGUGGUGUAGAAAUACUAAUGAUUAGCUUAGAGAGAAGACACUUAAAAAAAGUAUUGUGGCAUCAUGAACAAAGUUAUCGAGGAGUGUGCAAAUUGUAAGUUCAGUAGGUAAGAAGGAUUGGGAAUCUCUGAUAGAUUGAAAAGAUAUUGUUUAAGCAUGUGGUUUUGACUGUUGACAUUCCGUCUUUUGCUGUCUUUCCCAUGCAAAACUUACAAGCAUUUGAAAGCUAUGGUUGUUUGGUACCCUUUGUGAUAGGAAAGUUGUUCUUUGCUUGAAAGUAAAUAAACAGGAGGUGCUUUGAGCAACAAAA
Messenger RNA from Branchiostoma floridae (Florida lancelet), 1394 nucleotides. RefSeq names its product peroxiredoxin-1-like. Gene Ontology annotation, biological process: response to oxidative stress; hydrogen peroxide catabolic process; cell redox homeostasis. The record is from RefSeq and is a predicted model, not a curated record. The coding region runs from base 176 to 772 and encodes 198 amino acids. NCBI's taxonomy places the organism in Eukaryota, Metazoa, Chordata, Leptocardii, Amphioxiformes, Branchiostomatidae. Gene Ontology annotation, cellular component: cytosol. The transcript is spliced from 7 exons. Gene Ontology annotation, molecular function: thioredoxin peroxidase activity.